This is a messenger RNA of Dissoconium aciculare CBS 342.82, 1290 nucleotides long. Its product is annotated as eukaryotic translation initiation factor 3 subunit K. The record is from RefSeq and is a predicted model, not a curated record. Gene Ontology annotation, cellular component: cytoplasm; eukaryotic translation initiation factor 3 complex. The transcript is spliced from 2 exons. Bases 152 to 871 code for a protein of 239 amino acids. Gene Ontology annotation, biological process: regulation of translational initiation. Gene Ontology annotation, molecular function: translation initiation factor activity; ribosome binding. NCBI's taxonomy places the organism in Eukaryota, Fungi, Ascomycota, Dothideomycetes, Mycosphaerellales, Dissoconiaceae.
UUUGCUUCCGCCAACGACCGUCUUCACACUCAUCAUCCAUCACCCUCCCACCGCGACGCAAGAGACAGCACGAAUACCGGUAGCGACGUCGAUCAGUAGGACUGCGAUCUCAUCUAUACCAUUUGCAAACCGUCGGAGGGCAUCGGGAGACAUGGGUGCUGCUUUUGAUUCCGCGCCCGAGCGGCCAGAGAACAUCGAUACCAUCCUGAACGGUCUGGACCGAUACAAUCCCGAGACGACGAAUGUCUUUCAGGAAUAUGUCGCGAACCAGUGCGAGAACCAGACGUACGAUGCAUACGCGAACCUUGCAUUGCUGAAAUUAUAUCAAUUCAAUCCCCAUCUCACCCGCGAUGAGACCACCACCAACAUCCUCGUCAAAGCCCUCACCGUCUUCCCUUCACCCGACUACAGCCUCUGCCUUUCCCUCCUCCCUCCCCAUGUCCUCCUCCCUCAAUCUGCCCAACAGUCAGGCUCCCUCGCCGAAGCCGUCUCACAUCUCUCCACCCUGCACACGCACCUCAUCAACGCUGCCUACGCGGAGUUCUGGUCGACCCUCGACUCGGACGACCUCUACGCCGACCUCACCGCCGACGUGCAAGGAUUCGAGGACACCAUGCGCGUACGCAUCGCCGUGGUCGUCUCGCAAUGUAUGCAGGAGGUCGGCCGGGAUGUGCUCGAGGGCUGGCUGAACGUUGAUGGCGCCAAGUUCGAGACCUUUGUCAAGGACGUCUGCGGGUGGAAGAUUGAGGGCGACAGCGUCAAGGUCCCGCUGAACAAGGAGAAUGAGGCCCGGAAUGUCGUCCAACGGGAAGACGUCAAGUUUUCGCAAUUCGGUCGACUGCUCAAGCGGGCGUAUGAGCAGCCUGCUUGAAGCGGUGCCGGUUGUGAACUAGCGAACGCGGAUUGCCUGUAAGGCAGUCUUUUAUCACCGUUCCGUCCAAGCGGUUUCGAACCUUUCAUUUCUCAUGAGUGGGAUCACGGGUGUGGUCCCUUCUCAACCACCAAAACUAUAGAGAUGAGCAGCGCGGCGUUUUUUGGGAGGUAAAGUCGUCACGACGGGCAAAAUAUUGAUGAUACCACGAUCACACGGGUGAUCAAAGGGGGAAAAGUAAGCAUCGACUGGCGAGUUGGUCGCAUGACAGGGAAUGCCUCAAGCGAGGGAAGGAGAGGAAAGGUCACUGCAAGCCAAAGUGUGUCAUGGUUUAUUGGAGCGGUUGAAUGACGACGUGCACGUCGAGCUCCAUGAGGACCAGAUGAUCUAGACAACGAUCAGAGGGAUGUCGCGUCAGU